Molecule: messenger RNA, 294 nt
Organism: Parnassius apollo (apollo)
Lineage: Eukaryota; Metazoa; Arthropoda; Insecta; Lepidoptera; Papilionidae
Source: the annotation of a GenBank genome assembly
AUGCGCAGUAUGCUUCUCGAAAAUCGACCGCGACUUCCCCGCUUAGCCCUAAGCAAGCGGAAUCGGGCUGUCGUGAGGGCUCUGAACCCAAUGCUGGUUACCUACUUGGAAGCCAGCCGGGACCUUUGCGAGACGGACUCAAUUCUUUUAGGCGCCGCACUGGCAGUCUGCCGUAUUAUAGGCGCCAAACUUUCCACGGCUGGACGCGCUACUGGACAAAGUAGUGCUAUCCCAGCCUGGAGAAUAAGAAUUGAGAACGUAUCGCAAGGGCUAGGGCCCUCAUCGGCAGACUGA